Molecule: messenger RNA, 333 nt
Organism: Trichoderma atroviride IMI 206040
Lineage: Eukaryota; Fungi; Ascomycota; Sordariomycetes; Hypocreales; Hypocreaceae
Biological process (GO): termination of RNA polymerase III transcription; DNA-templated transcription
Cellular component (GO): RNA polymerase III complex
Molecular function (GO): nucleic acid binding; zinc ion binding
Source: RefSeq, a predicted model, not a curated record
AUGCUUCUCUUCUGUCCGCACUGCGCAAACAUCCUGACCGUCUCCCUGACGCUCAACCGCACAAACCGCCUCGAGUGCCGCACAUGCCCCUACGAACACGCCAUCACCGACCCGGUCUUUUCGCGGCGCGUCUUUGAGCGCAAAGAGCGCGAGGACGUCUUUGGCGGACCGGGAGCCUGGGACAACGCGCAGAAGUCCAAGGCGCAGUGCCCGAACGAAGGCUGCACUGGCGAGGAGGCGGCCUUUUUCCAGGUGCAGAUUCGAAGUGCUGAUGAGCCGAUGACGAGUUUCUUCAAGUGCAUGACAUGUGGUCACCGAUGGCGCGAGAACUGA